Rotaria socialis is the source of this 585-nucleotide messenger RNA. NCBI's taxonomy places the organism in Eukaryota, Metazoa, Rotifera, Eurotatoria, Philodinida, Philodinidae. The record is from the annotation of a GenBank genome assembly.
AUGAUUGAUAAAUCAAAACUAAUUACUUCUAAUUAUUUAUUAACUCGUUGUUUUGAUAAACUACCAUUAAUUCCAAAACCAGUUUUAACACCAACAAGUGAAUUAGAUAAUUACAUGUCAUCAGAUAUACACCUUCGUGAAAAUGAUGAUAUACUAUUGUUUUGGAAAGAAAAUACCGAAUUAUUUCCAAUAUUAUCAUCGAUGGUACGUGAUUUAUUUGCAAUACUAGCUUCAAACACAACAGUUGAAAGGUUAUUCUUAUCAUCAAAAAAUACUGUUACAGAUCGACGAACUAGUUUAAGCGGGAAAAAAGAUAAAGAUGCAUCAAUUAGAAACAAGGAACAAUUAAAAAGAAAAAUAUCGACAACUAAUGAUGAACAAGAUUUACUUAUUGAAGGCAAAAACAACUCUUUAUCAUCUACAAUGACUAAACGAAUAAAAAAAAUAGUGACACCCUUGCCUUAUGUAUCAGAAAUGGACUUUAGUGGAAUCGCUUGUGAUUUACGAGGCACCAAUGCAAAAGAAUUUAACACAGGUAAUAUUAAUCAUUUACGUCUUACUCAGGGUAGCCAGAUCAAAAAUUGA